CAGCCAGCCCACCCACUUGCCUGCAAGCCCUUCUCUUCUCCUUCCUCUCUCGACCUCGCUCACAGCUCACCCUCGCUGCCUCUCGCUCUCUGCCUCCCGCUCUCUGCCUCCUCUUCUCUUGCUCGUCCGCUCGUGCUUGCCCUCGCUCUCUGCCUCUCUCUUGCUCUCGCUCGCCCUCGCUGGGUCUCUCUUGCUGUCGCUCGCCCUCGCUCUCCGCCUCUCUUGCUGUCGCUCGCCCUCGCCCUCGCUCUCGCUCUCUGCCUCUUUUGCUCUCGCUGCCUUUCUCUUGCUCUCGCUCUCGCUCGCCCUCGCUCUCUGCCUGAUUGCCUCUCUCUUGCUUUCGCUCGUCCUCGCCCUCGCCCCCACGCUCGCUCGGCCAGUCGGCUUCGCCCUCUUGCUCGAUGCCCUGCUUCUGAUUCAGGUCUUCGUUUUACCCUCCCAAGCUUCCAGAUUUGCUUCAUUCGAGCCCAGCUGCCCAGUAAUCUAGCUGGAAACUCCUUUUGAAGAGAACUUUUUGAUAUAAAUCAUGGUAGGCUGGCAUAGGCAUUUGCAGUCUGUACUCCGACAGGCUGGGAAAAGAUUGCAUCACAAUUACAGUGCUGCUGUUAGCUUCUCUUGUCAUCACUCAAAGGCUUCUGUUGUACCUGGGGUGUUUCCUAAUUUAUAUGGCCUGCAAACUUCACCUUCCAUAAACAUCUCAAGGCCAUUGUAUCAAUAUUUACAACAGCUGGGCUUUUACAGUUCAGGGAGGUUGCUUGCUGAUUCAUCUGACGCAUCACCUAUUUCUUCUCCAUUGACACCUGUUCUUGCAUUAAACAGUGGAAAAUCUGAAGACCAGAAAUUAGUUUCUAGACCUUCAAAGGUUCAAGCAGUUUUGAAAGGCAUAAAACAGAGUCCUAAGAAGAUGAACUUGGUUGCUGCAUUAGUUCGUGGCAUGCGUGUGGAAGAUGCAUUACUGCAGUUGCAGGUGACAGUAAAGCGAGCUUCUAAAACUGUAUAUCAGGUGAUACACUCAGCCAGGGCAAAUGCAACCCACAAUCAUGGGUUUGAUCCGGAUCGCCUCAUUGUUGCUGAGGCGUUUAUUGGAAAGGGUUUCUAUAAAAAGAGAGUCUCUUACCACGCCAAAGGAAAAUGUGGGGUGAAAGUAAGACCUGAGUGUAGACUGACAGUGGUGGUGAGGGAAAUAACCCCUGAAGAGGAGGCUGAGAUAGCUAAACUAAAAGUUAGCAAUUUCCGCAAGCUAUCUAAGCGGGAAAGACAGCUUGUUCCCCAUAAGCUUAUUGAGACGUCACCGAUUUGGAACCGGAAAGGCCAAGCAAGCAGUGUAUCGGGUGGUAUGGCUGCCUGAUCAAGUGUUUAAUGUAAUCUCUCACACUCUGGUAAGAUAGAUGUCUUGCAGCGUGUAGCACAGCAGAGGAACCAGCUUGUGCAUCAAGUAGGGAUUGCUUGUGGCCUAAGAUGCUUUAACUAUGAAAUGACAUUGGAAAGGAUUACCAUUUUACAUGUCUUGAUUGAGGGAAUGGUUCUGGAUUUCAAGCAGGUGAGGUGAUAUAUGUACCAAUGCUCUGAUGAGGCAGCACAUUUUAAAUGUCUUGAUUGAGCUAGGGGGUAAUAGUUCUGGAUUUCAAGCGGCUGGUGAUGUUGACUUUGCAAAAUUAGAAUUGUAUUAUUUUUCAUAAAAAAAAUUGGGGCUAAAUCAAACUGGCCAGUGUAGAAUAAUCUUUGAACCAGAAAAACAGAUUGAUUGACUUACCUGUCUGGAUGUUCCUGCUCCUUGAUACUGAUUACUGACUCAUCUUUGAGAUAUUUUCCAUAUUUAUAAUAUCAAAGUGGUUGGAACUUGAAAUUAA
This is a messenger RNA of Diospyros lotus (date-plum), 1850 nucleotides long. RefSeq names its product 50S ribosomal protein L22, chloroplastic-like. The record is from RefSeq and is a predicted model, not a curated record. Gene Ontology annotation, biological process: translation; ribosome assembly. Gene Ontology annotation, molecular function: structural constituent of ribosome. The transcript is spliced from 7 exons. Gene Ontology annotation, cellular component: mitochondrial large ribosomal subunit; ribosome. Lineage: Eukaryota; Viridiplantae; Streptophyta; Magnoliopsida; Ericales; Ebenaceae. The coding region runs from base 527 to 1348 and encodes 273 amino acids.